This is a messenger RNA of Myodes glareolus (Bank vole), 1989 nucleotides long. It is a transcript of the gene Adck5, whose product is annotated as aarF domain containing kinase 5. Lineage: Eukaryota; Metazoa; Chordata; Mammalia; Rodentia; Cricetidae. The record is from RefSeq and is a predicted model, not a curated record.
CGCCGUGUGUCGGGCCGGUGCGCAUGUGCAUUGCAUGCUCUCUCGCGGGGUCGGCUGGGGACCAGGGACAUCUGCGGUGAAAUCAAGAGGAGACCGCUGCCGGGGACAUGUGGCGGCCGAUGCGACUGUGCCACUUCCACUGUGCCCUGCUCCAGAGCAGGCAGAAGCCCUGGCCAUGCCCUGCCAUAUUCUUCAGGAGGAACUUCAAGAGCCCACUGCCCAGGACCUCAAGAACCAGGCUGCUGUGGAGGAGGACACUCUCUGCCACUGCAGUGGGGGUGCCCUUGCUCCUCGGAGCCCGCUAUUUCGUGGCAGAGGCGCAGGAGAAGAGGAAACUGCGACUCGUGGUAGAUGGCAUUGGGCGCUUUGGCAGGUCUCUGAAGGUUGGUCUCCUCAUUUCCCUGGACUACUGGUGGUGCACAAAUGUUGUCCUCCGAGGAGUGGCAGAGAACAGCCCGGAGUACAUGGAGGUGAUGUCUGCGUGUCACCAGCGUGCGGCUGAUGCCCUGGUGGCAGGAGCCAUCCGCAACGGGGGCCUCUACGUGAAACUGGGCCAAGGGCUGUGCUCCUUCAACCACCUGCUGCCACCCGAGUACAUCCAGACAUUACGUGUGUUGGAGGACAAAGCUCUUACUCGGGGCUUCCGGGAGGUGGAUGAGUUGUUCCUUGAAGACUUCCAGGCAUUGCCUAAUGAACUCUUCCAGGAAUUCGACUAUCAGCCGAUGGCUGCUGCAAGCCUGGCUCAGGUGCACCGUGCCAAGCUACAUGAUGGCACCUCUGUGGCUGUAAAGGUACAGUACAUUGACCUACGAGACCGCUUUGAUGGGGAUGUGCACACACUGGAACUCCUGCUGCAGAUCAUAGGGCUCAUGCACCCCAGCUUCAGCUUCAGCUGGGUCCUACAGGAUCUGAAGGGGACCCUGGCCCAGGAGCUGGACUUCGAGAAUGAGGGCCGAAAUGCUGAGCGCUGUGCUCAGGAGCUAAAGCACUUCCAUUAUAUUGUGGUCCCUCGGGUGCACUGGGACAAGUCAAGCAAGCGGGUGCUGACAGCUGACUUCUGUGAGGGCUGCAAAGUGAAUGACAUGAAGGCCAUCAAAGCACAGGGGCUGGCAGUACAGGAUGUAGCAAAGAAGCUGAUCCAGGCUUUUGCUGAACAGAUAUUCUACACUGGCUUCAUUCACUCUGACCCCCACCCUGGCAAUGUUCUGGUGCGGAAAGGUCCAGAUGGAAAAGCAGAGCUGGUGCUCCUGGACCACGGGCUCUACCAGUUCCUGGAUGAGAAGGACCGAUCCUCCCUGUGCCAACUGUGGCGGGCCAUCAUCCUGAGGGAUGAUGCUGCAAUGAAGACACAUGCAGCUGCACUUGGGGUACAAGACUAUAUGCUGUUCUCUGAGGUACUCAUGCAGCGACCUGUGCGCCUGGGCCAGCUGUGGGGCUCCCACCUGAUGAGCCGUGAGGAGGCGGCCUACAUGCAGGACAUGGCUCGUGAACACUUUGAAGGCAUAAUGGAAGUGCUCAAGGCACUGCCCCGGUCCAUGCUACUUGUGCUGCGGAACAUCAACACAGUGCGUUCUAUCAACUCAACACUGGGCACCCCCGUUGACCGCUACUUCCUCAUGGCCAAGAGUGCUGUCUCGGGUUGGAGCCGCCUGGUGGGUGCAGCAUACCAUGGCAUUUACAGCAGCAGCCUCUUGCGCCACAUCAAGGUCAUCUGGGAGGCAUUCAAGUUUGAGGUGGCUCUGAGGCUGGAGACCCUUGCCAUGAGGCUCACCGCCCUCCUGUUGCGUGUUCUGGCCCGCCUGGGCCUUGCCCCCCAGGCUGAGGAGGUCUCCCAGUACCUGGAGAUGUAGGUCGCUGCCAGGGGCCAGCAGAGCUUCCAGCCUGGGCACACUGAGCAGGCCCAGUGCAGAUCUCGCAAUCCGUGGCUUGGAAUGGGGAACACAGUAUGGGGCUUUUAAACACAAUGACCACACAGUCAUCUGAAAGAAA